AUGGCCCCCAAGCCCAAAUUAAAAAACGACAUGGAAUCAGAACCCAAACCCAUCAAGAACCUCGAGGCUGAGAACCAGACCAACAGCUCCAUAACCCUGAGCUGGGAAGUCCCUGACGACCCAGACACUACGGGCUACAUCUACCGGGUCAACUGGACCGAACCAGAUGGCAAAGAUGAGACCAAAAAUUGCACAAACACCACAUACAGGGUGGAUGACCUGCAGCCCGCAACUCAGUACACUUUCUGGGUGUCGGCGGUGAAAAACACUCAGGAGAGCACAGCGGAGAACAUCACUGCGUCCACAAACCCCAGCCCUGCCAGGAACCUCACGGCUGGGAGCCAGAACACCAGCUCUGUCACUCUCAGCUGGGAAGAACCCGAGGGCCCGAAGAAUGCAACCUACACCUACCGGGUCAACUGGAUCCCAACGGAUGGCACAAAUGGGACCCAAAACUGCAUGAAAACCCCGUUUAUAGUAGAGGGCCUGCAGCCCGCGACUCAGUAUAAUUUCUGUGUGUUUGUGUUGAGCAACGAUCAUGAGAGCACAGCGGAGAACGCCACUGCAUCCACAGCUCCCAAUGAGGUCAUGAAUCUCCGCAACGAAACACGAACCAACAACUCGAUCACGCUGCACUGGGAGGCCCCCAGUGACCCCCACGCUCAGCUCUACAGGUACCGGGUCCAGUGGGCCAGUGGGGCACAGUACCAGCAGGAGCAAACAAAUGGCACCUCCUAUAGGGUAGAGGGCCUCGAACCCGGCACUCUGUACAUUCUCGGCGUGAGGGCAGAGAGGAACAAUGUCACCAGCGCCACACGGAGCCUCAGAGCAUCCACAGCCCCAGACCCCGUCCGCAUCUCCUCCUGCACCAGUGCCUCUGGGGGCCACGGGCUGGCCCUGACCUGUCUAUGUCCCCGGGGCGGCUUUGAGACCUUCCUGCUGGAGGUUAACGGGCAGCGGAUCUCCCUGGACAAUUCCUCCUGCAUGAGGGAAGUGGCCGUGUGGGGACUGCAGCCGGCUCGCUCCUACGUCGCCAGCGUCCAGACCUUCUGGGAUGGGAUGGUGGCUCCAGGGCCCUCUGUGACCUGUCACACCUCGAGUGUAGGGGUGAUCGCUGGAUCCGUGAUUGGGGUACUCCUGGCCAUCACCCUGGUGGGUGUCCUGCUGUUCUUCCUGAAGCGCAGGAGGAGUGAGAAACAACCAGGAGAUGUGGGCACCAGUUUGCUGUGUUGGUGCCAACCAGGAGACAUCCGUGCUGCAGACUUUGCUGAGCAUGUGAGGAGAAAGGAGAAGGACAGCAACUGGGGCUUCGCAGAGGAUUACCAGCUCUUGGAGCAGGAGGACCAGCCCCAGCCGCUUCAGACGGUGGCCUUGGCUCCCGAAAACCAGAGCAAGAACCGAUACAGAAACGUGCUGCCUUAUGACUGUGCUCGCGUACCCCUGAAGCCGCUCCCUGGGGAACCAGGCUCUGACUACAUCAAUGCCAGCUUCAUACCUGGUCUCUGGGAAGCCCAGGAGUUCAUCGCCACGCAGGGCCCCCUGCCCCACACCGUGGGGGAUUUCUGGCGUCUGGUUUGGGAGCAGCAGAGCCACACCGUGGUCAUGCUGACCAACUGCAUGGAGUCGGGCCGGGUGAAGUGUGAGCAUUACUGGCCAUUGGACGCCCAGCCCUGUACCCAUGGGCACCUCCAAGUGACGCUGGAGCACGAGGAUGUGAAGGAGAACUGGACCAUCAGGACUCUGAAGCUGCGCCAUAUGCCGGAGCAGAAGACGCUGCAGGUGCAGCAGUUUCAUUACAUGACGUGGCCGGACCACGGCGUGCCCCACUGCCCGGACCCCUUCCUGACCUUCAGGAAGCUCUUCCGCGAGAGGCUGGAACGUUGCUCUCUGGGUGGCCUGCCCGUCGUGCACUGCAGUGAUGGCGUGGGCCGCACGGGCACCUUCAUUGCUCUGGAUGUCCUGCUGCGGCAGCUGGAGUGUGAGGGUUGCGUGGGGCCCUUCCAGUAUGUGAAGAAGAUGAGGGGAAGCCGGCCGCUGAUGGUGCAGACUGAGGCCCAGUACAUGUUCCUGCACCAGUGCAUCCUGCGCUUUCUCGAACAGUCUUCGCCCAUCGAGGACGAGGGCUUGUACGAGGAUAUGAUGUAUGAAAACGUGGGUGCCCUGUAGCCCAUGGAGAUGGAG
This is a messenger RNA of Sorex araneus (European shrew), 2181 nucleotides long. Its product is annotated as receptor-type tyrosine-protein phosphatase H-like. Gene Ontology annotation, biological process: protein dephosphorylation; angiogenesis. NCBI's taxonomy places the organism in Eukaryota, Metazoa, Chordata, Mammalia, Eulipotyphla, Soricidae. The transcript has 16 exons. The record is from RefSeq and is a predicted model, not a curated record. The coding region runs from base 1 to 2166 and encodes 721 amino acids. Gene Ontology annotation, molecular function: cadherin binding; protein tyrosine phosphatase activity.